AUGGCAAAGUACGGCGAGGGCGACAACCGUUGGAUCGUGCAGGAUCGAGCGGACGGCGCGAACGUGCACAACUGGCACUGGGCGGAGAAGGACUGCAUGGAAUGGUCGCGGCGGCGCCUGGGGGAGCUGAUUGGCGGGCUGACGGUGCUGGAAGGGGAAGGCGGGUGCUGGAUCCGCACGGGAGCGAUUGAAAAGGUGGAUGGCGAGGCGUACGUGAACAUUCGGAAGGGGAAGAUCAUUCCCGGCUACGAGCUUCACGUCCGUCUCGGCUGGGAGGGCGAGGUCAAGGACUCCGCCGACGCUCAGCCCGUCGCGUCCGUUAAAGGCUUCGUGGAACUGCCUUAUAUCGCGGACGAGAACCACGACGAGGAUCCCGAGGUGAAGAUUGCCCUGGCCACGGAAUCCGCGGAAGGAAACGGUGGAGGGUCGGCAGCAGCCAAUAGGCUGCGAGAUGCGAUGCUGGCGCGAGGCAAGCCGCUUAUUCUGGAGAGAAUCCGCACGUUCGUUAAAGACAUCCAGGCUGGUGGUCCCGCCAGGGACGAGUUAGAAAAGGCUAAGGUAGUGAAACCAGCAGCGGCGGCGUCAACAGCAGCACCAGCAGCAGCGCCUGCAGCAUCAGGAGCAGGAGCAGCAGCAGCAGCAGCGGCGGCAGGAGCAGGGUCUGCGCCUGCUGCUGCUAAAACCACCGCGAGCACAGCCCCAACCAGCAAGAGCAAGAAAGAGAGCAGCAGCAGCAGCGGAGCUGGGAAGAAGUCGAUUGCCAUCACCCAGAGGUUCCACUGCCGGCCGUCGGAUCUGUACGAGACGCUGAUGGAUGAGAAGCGGUGGAUGGCUUUCACUCAGUCCAAGGCGAAACUGUCGCGGGACAUAGGGGGUACCUUUUCGUUGUUUGAUGGGUCCGUGACAGGUGUCAACCAGCGGUUGGACGAGAACAAGCUGAUUAUGCAAAAGUGGCGGUUCAGUAGCUGGCCCGAUGGGCAUUACUCCACGGUGUGCAUAACCUUUGAGGAGCCUCAAGUGGGUGACACCAUUCUGCGGCUCACACAAACCAACGUGCCUGAAGAGGACAGGCCUCCAGCUGACAGCAAGAGUGCUGUUGCGGACCCUGCUGCUGCUGGCGCAAGUGAAAGUAACACUGGCGACAAAGUCAGCGGGGUCAGUGAGAGCAGCAGUAGUGCUGACAGCGACACGUGGGAGGCUCGGAUUCGCGCGCUGGAAGAACAGCUAGAAAAAACGAACGUGGAAACUGCGUUCCUGAAAGCGCGGAACACGGAGCUGCAGGCUCGGCUGUUAGCUAAGGAUAACGAGGUGCGCCCUCAAGUGGUGAAAACCAGACUGCCUGUCUCAACCGCAGCAGCAAAGUCAGCGGGAGAAGCGGAGAUGAGAGGAGGAACGGGAGGGAUUGGCGGUGUUGGCGUGGAAGGGAGAGGCAGCAGCAGUAGCGGGGGUUCUGUUGAGCAAAGCAGCAGUGGCAGCAAGAGCAGCAGCGGUGGGGAUGCUGGUAAAAACGACAGCAGUAGCGGCAGAAGCAGUGGCGUCAGCGGUGACGAGGAGAGUGGGAGAGAGGACGCGGUGACAGGCAGAGGAGGGCAAUGGAGUACUGUUGAGGAUGGUGUUAGCAGCAGCGAUCACAACAAUAGUGGGAUGCCGUUGGAGUUGCAGCUGGCAGCAGCUCACGCGAAGAUAGCUGUACUGGAGAGGCUACUCAAGGCCCGAGCCAAUCAGUCUCCUCUCCCCCGCCUCCCCUCCGCCUCCUCCCCGUGGAAGCCCAUCCCCCGCCCGCCCAUGCCGUCCCCUGCCUCCCAAGCGCCUGCGCAAUCCAAACCCUAUGUUCUGAGCCGUGUAAAGCAAGAGCCUAGAGACAGCAGCGGUGGGCUACAGCACACGGGCGUGGUGCAGCACACGGGCGUGGUGCAGCAUGAGGGGCGGAGAGACGAGGGCUUGUCCGUGAAUUCGCAGUCAGGUCUGGGACGCCAUGCCGGGAUGAACACUGGGAUGGGGAACGCGGCUGCUGAGGGGGGUAUUGGAAUGGGUACGGGAGUGAUUAGUGGGGUGGAUGCGGAGGUGGGUACAGAGGCGGUGGCGGAGGGAGGGGUGGUGCUGGUGGUGCGGCCGUGGGACAGUGAGGGCGUGGCACGGCUGCAGCAGGAGCUGGCAGAGGCAAAGGCGGUGCAGCAGGCAACAGCGGGGAAGCUCAAGGCGGUUGAGCAGCAGCUGGGAAGACUCUAUGCCGUGCGAGAGGAGGUGAGCUUGGGCGUCAAGAAAGGGAUCGGUAAGGGUUACCAUGUAACACAUGCGGUUCCUGUGCGGCAUGUGUACACUCGCAGCUGGGUGUAG
This is a messenger RNA of Closterium sp. NIES-65, 2337 nucleotides long. The record is from the annotation of a GenBank genome assembly. NCBI's taxonomy places the organism in Eukaryota, Viridiplantae, Streptophyta, Zygnematophyceae, Desmidiales, Closteriaceae.